Ziziphus jujuba (common jujube) is the source of this 2902-nucleotide messenger RNA. RefSeq lists its product as uncharacterized. The record is from RefSeq and is a predicted model, not a curated record. The transcript has 11 exons. NCBI's taxonomy places the organism in Eukaryota, Viridiplantae, Streptophyta, Magnoliopsida, Rosales, Rhamnaceae. Gene Ontology annotation, biological process: proteolysis. Gene Ontology annotation, molecular function: serine-type endopeptidase activity. Bases 64 to 2454 code for a protein of 796 amino acids.
CUCCUCCAAAGUUUAGUGUAGUAAACCCCAACAUCAACCGCCUUCCUCCGUGUAAAACUGCUGAUGACGAUUCGCCACCUCUUAAGUUCCAUCGGGCACCGCCUUCACGGCCAUUUGCCACCCGCGUCGUAUCUAGUGCGGGGGGCACACUAUAAGGCUCCGAAGGCUGCGACUCCGCCGUCACCUCCGACGCCGCCAAAGCCACCGCAAAAACCGCAGUGCUUUAGUUUCCACGACCACACGUGGGAGGAUCCGUACAGCUGGAUGUCGAAUCUCAACGACAAGGUGGCCAUGCGUCACAUGGACAUGUACAUGGAGCAGGAGGAGAAGUACACGGAGGCCGUGAUGUCAGAUACCGAACGCCUCCAGAGCAAGCUUCAGUCGGAGAUGGCCUCUCGCUUGGCUUUUGACCUUUCUACCCCUCCUCUUCGUUGGGGUCCCUGGUUAUAUUAUCGUCGUGUCGAAGAAGGCAAGCAAUAUCCAGUGCUCUGUCGUAGACUUGCGAGCCUAAACGAGCAGUUCGUUUCCCAUAAAUCUCCAUCUGCUGGGUUUGAUUUCGUUUCAGGGAAGAGAAUUGAGCAAAAGCUGCUUGAUUACAACCUAGAAGCUGAGAGAUUUGGAGGUUAUGCUUAUGAAGAAUUAUCAGAAGUAUCUCCGGAUCAUCGAUUUCUUGCGUACACCAUGUAUGAUAAGGACAAUGACUAUUUUAGAUUAUCUGUGAGGAAUUUGAAUUCUGGUGCAUUGUGUAGUAAGCCUCAAGCUAACCGUGUUUCAAACUUGGCAUGGGCCAAAGACGGUCAAGCAUUGCUUUAUGUUGUCACAGAUCAGAACAGAAGGCCUUGCAGGAUAUACUGCAGCAUGAUUGGAUCAACGGAUGAUGAUGUUAUGCUUCUUGAAGAGUCAGAUGAAAGUGUAUAUGUUAACAUUAGAAACACAAAAGAUUUUCGGUUUGUGACGGUACAUAUGUUCUCUACCACAUCUUCAAAGGUCUUUCUAAUAAAUGCAGCUGAUCCCCUCUCUGGCUUGACUUUAGUAUGGGAGUGUGAAGGUACAGCCCAUUGCAUAAUCGAGCAUCAUCAAGGGUCUCUUUACCUAUUUACUGAUGCUGCCAAAGCUGGCCAACCGGUUGAUUAUCAUUAUCUUCUUCGUAGCUCUGUUGAUGCUUCUACCAGUCCCAGAAUUUGGGAGAAUGUAUUCAAUAACAAUCCAGAUUUGGUUGUUGAGGACAUUGAUUUCAGUGAUACACACAUGGUACUUAUUUUAAGGGAAGGUCGAAACCUUAGACUCUGCUCAGUUACUCUACCUUUGCCUGCUAAGAAGGGUGCAGUUUGUUUGGAAGAGCUUUGCCCUUAUUUCCUACCUCUUCCAAAAUAUGUUUCUCAAAUUUCACCAGGACCAAAUUAUGACUACUACUCAUCAACCAUGCGUUUUACGAUAUCAUCACCAGUGAUGCCUGAUGCUGUCGUUGAUUAUGACCUGUCAAAUGGAAAAUGGAGCAUUGUUCAGCAGCAAAAUUUUCUCCAUGAAAGAACACGAAUUUUAUAUGGAACAUCUUCACUGUCAAGAAUAUCUGAGGAAACCUCAAAUUCCAAUCCUUUGGAUUCUACAAAUCAAGUCGGAUUUGGUGAUGAACACUUGUGGAAUGAUCUUUCUGAAUUUUAUGCCUGUGAAGACUGCAGUGUCUCAUCUUAUGAUGGAGUUAUGGUUCCAUUGACUGUUGUAUACUCUCGCAAAAACAAGAAAGAGGAUCAGAACCCUGGGUUGCUUCAUGGGCAUGGAGCUUAUGGUGAGCUACUUGAUAAAAGGUGGCGUAGUGAAUUGAAAAGCCUUCUUGAUCGUGGUUGGGUCAUUGCAUAUGCUGAUGUUAGAGGUGGAGGAGGUGGGGGUAGGAAGUGGCAUCAUGAUGGAAGAGGUACUAAGAAGAAGAACUCCAUCAGAGAUUUUAUUUCUUGUGCGAAAUACCUUGUUGAGAGAGGGAUUGUCAAUGAAAACAAACUUGCCGGUUGGGGUUAUAGUGCUGGAGGACUUUUGGUUGCUUCAGCAAUCAAUUGUUGCCCAGAUUUAUUUCGUGCUGCAGUUUUGAAGGUUCCAUUUUUAGAUCCAACCAACACUCUUCUCUAUCCUAUUCUACCAUUAACAGCGGCUGACUAUGAAGAGUUUGGAUAUCCUGGAGAUACUGAUGAUUUUCGUGCUAUCCGUGAAUAUUCUCCUUAUGACAAUAUCCCCAAGGAUGUUGUCUAUCCAGCAGUAUGGAUAUCUUCAUCUUUCAAUACAAGGUUUGGGGUGUGGGAAGCUGCAAAAUGGGUUGCGCGAGUUCGGGAGUGUACAUUUUAUGACCCAACACGUCCUGUGUUGCUUAAUUUAACAACCGACAUAGUGGAGGAAAACAGGUACCUCCAAUGCAAAGAGGCAGCAUUGGAGACUGCAUUUCUUAUUAAGGUGAUGGAAUCAUAGAAUCUAUUCGACAACCCUAGUCAUCAUGAUACCUUUUAACCUCAGCAAAUCAAAGUUAGCCACGUGGAUAACUAUAACUGCACUACCGCUGCACACCAGAAUCCAAUCUGGGGAUAAGUAUGGUUUCUCGAUUCUAUAUUAAGGUCCCCUGAGUAGCUGUAUCGGUUAUGUGGAGAAAGAAUAGACUUGUUCCGUAUGAGAAGGGACACACAACCUGAUUUACUGUGGUGGUCUGUGUGCUGAAGCAGCCAACAGAAUCAAGACAGCAAGAGCUUUAAGUGGUUGGUGCAUGAAUUAAAACCAUUAAAUUAUUUUUUGUCUACAGUUUUAGCUAUUGAGAUGUCAAAUUUGUUACUUGUACAUGCCAUUUUUUGAUUUGGAAGUUUUCUUAUCCCUUUGUCUUAUGAUAAUGGUUUAUUAAUUAAAAUAAGCUGUACAAUUCUGAAUA